Fraxinus pennsylvanica is the source of this 747-nucleotide messenger RNA. NCBI's taxonomy places the organism in Eukaryota, Viridiplantae, Streptophyta, Magnoliopsida, Lamiales, Oleaceae. The record is from the annotation of a GenBank genome assembly.
AUGGCGCGAAUUUCCGGGCACUUCCCGGCAUUUCCCGCUACCACCUUGCUCUUCCUCAUCCUCGUCGUAACUUAUCUCCGGCAAUGCUCUGGUGGUGGCCAUGACUACCAUGACGCCCUCCGUAAAAGUAUUCUCUUCUUCGAAGGCCAACGCUCCGGCAAGCUCCCCCCUGACCAAAGAGUCAGGUGGCGCAGAGACUCCGCAUUGCACGACGGAGCCACCGCCGGAGUGGAUUUAAGAGGAGGAUACUACGAUGCUGGUGACAACGUAAAAUUUGGGUUCCCAAUGGCAUUCACAAUCACAAUGUUGUCAUGGAGCAUUAUAGACUUUGGUCGGAACAUGGGUGGCGAGUUGGGCAAUGCUAUAAGGGCAGUGAAAUGGGGUACAAAUUAUUUAUUAAAGGCAACAGCUAAGGAUGGCAUUGUGUACGUACAAGUAGGCGAUCCAUUGUCGGAUCAUAACUGUUGGGAAAGGCCCGAGGAUAUGGACACGUCGAGGAUGGCGUACAGGAUCGAUGUCAACCACCCCGGCUCAGACGUGGCGGGGGAAACCGCCGCUGCCUUGGCCGCGGCCUCGAUUGUGUUCCGGUCACGUGACCCGGCCUACUCUAGGCUCCUACUUAAUCGUGCCGUUAAAGUGUUCGAGUUUGCUGACAGGCACCGGGGUGCGUACAGUUCCAGCCUGCACUCUGCUGUCUGCCCUUUUUACUGUGAUGUCAAUGGUUACCAGGUAUCCUUUUACAAUUAA